AUGUCUCCCACUGGCUUAACACCGAUCGUACGAUCGGUUGAGUCAUUAGCGCCGGCGCACAGCACCUGUACCUCGUGUCACACCAGCGCUACACAGCACUACGAGAGGGAAAUCAUCGGCUUUUCGGACGACUUGUCGACCGUAAGCUUCUACGAGCGCCGGUACUACGUGUUCGACCCGAUCAAGACUACCGGUUCCCUCGACGACAACAUAACUGUGAUCAACGCACCGUUCGCUGCGUUGGGCUCAAUCAUACCGAAGCUGGUGGACGGCCUACCGCUACCUCCGUUUUUCUCAUCGCUGCCAUACCGGGCCGUCAACUCAUUUCUCGAGAGCCACAAGCAGUCGCUGUUCGUGAACACAACGGUCCGGGACCUCCUAUUCGGCUAUAAGCUGGACAUACUGGACACGGCCGAGGGGUUCGCGCACACCCUCUCCACCUUCGGGAUCGACGACUUCAUGCCCCGCGAGUUCUUUCCCAACAACUCGUUCGGUGUACUGAACGGCCGCAACGGCACACUCGACGGCCCCUUCGAGGUCUACACCGGACUGGCCGGCACUCAGGACGACUUCGGCGCUUUCAAGUCCUGGAAGAAUCAGUCUCGACUGAAUUGGUGGAAAGCGGACGCGUGUAACGCCAUCAAUGGCACCGACGGUACGAUUUGGCCGCCAUUUAUCGAUAAGUCAAAGCGACUAAACUUUUACGUACCCGAUGUGUGCCGCUCAUUAUACGUGACAUUUCAAGAGGAAUCGGAGCUCAAAGGCAUCAAAACCUACAUAUACUCAGCGCCGGACGACGUGAUGAACGGCAUGGAAACAAAUCCGGAGAACGAGUGCUUCUGUAUGAACGACAAGACAGACCACUGCCGACUGGACGGCGUCUAUGACAUGAGCGCCUGCCAGCACGACAUACCCAUAAUCGUCUCACUGCCCCACUUCCUGGGCGGCGAUAAGCGCAUCACUGACCGCAUCGAAGGCCUUAAACCUGACCCGAAGCUGCACCGGUCGGUCAUACACGUGGAACCGACAUUAGGGGCUGUCAUACACGGGGACAGUAAGCUUCAGAUGGCUAUCCGAGUGCCAAAGAAUGAAUACAUAAGAGGUUUUGAGAAUCUCGACGACGAUCUCUACAUUCCCCUCUUCUGGGGCUAUAAGGUAUGUGUCGGUGACCGCACCCGGCGUUCAUGCCAAAUUGGGUAUUUCUGACGACUUCGCGGCCGAACUUAAGUCAAGACUUUUCACACCAAUAAUUGUCAUUAAAUACAUAAUUAUUAUGGGAAUCAUAACCGGGUUUCUAAUGCUAUUCAUUUCCAUUUUGUUGGCCUUUUUAUGCCAAACUCAGGUAAUUAUUGCAUAAUUGA
Molecule: messenger RNA, 1361 nt
Organism: Oppiella nova
Lineage: Eukaryota; Metazoa; Arthropoda; Arachnida; Sarcoptiformes; Oppiidae
Source: the annotation of a GenBank genome assembly